Nerophis lumbriciformis (worm pipefish) is the source of this 1071-nucleotide messenger RNA. RefSeq lists its product as uncharacterized. Lineage: Eukaryota; Metazoa; Chordata; Actinopteri; Syngnathiformes; Syngnathidae. The record is from RefSeq and is a predicted model, not a curated record.
AUAAGGAAGGGAGUUGUCCUGCUCUCCAUGGAACAGAACGACAGGAAUGAAAUUGUAAAGCGGGAAGGACACAGGUAUCUUGCUGAGCGUCUGAGGAAGAUGAAGGUGGAGAUGUGGAAGGUGCACGCCACGCUGCAGGAAAACAUGGUAGGGAGUUGGACACCUCCAAAUGCGGAAUUUCCACUCAUGUUGGCCCAAAUGGCGCCACACCAUAGAGAAGUAAUAGAGGCCAAAAUAAGGGGCAUAGAAUUCAGGGGCAAACAGGCCUGUCUUAAAACUGACAUGAAGACCAACCGAGUCGAGAUGGAUGCCACCUUGAAGAUCUACCAAUCUGCCUUGAAGAUCCACCAAAUUGCCAAGAGCAGUUACGAAACAGCCAGGAAAACUUCCGAAACAGCCGGGAAAACUUUCGAAACGGCCGGGAAAACUUUCGAAACGGCCAGGAAAACUUUCGAAACAGCCAGGAAAACUUUCGAAACAGCCAGGAAAACUUUCGAAACAGACAGGAGAGCUCUCGACAUUGAGUUUAGCGACCUCAAUUGUGACUUGAAGUUGCUGCAGACAAAACGGGAGCAUGAAAUAGAGCGGGCACAACUCAAGGCAGAGUUGGGAAGAGGUGGCCCGCCAGCUUCUCAACCUCCUGGAGAUGGUGAAGACAGGGAUUCUGCCAAUGAUAACAGCCAGGACGUGGACAACCAAAGCCUGUCGCCCUCUCCACCUCCUGGAGAGGGGGAAGACAGUGCUGAAGGUACCAGUCAGGACAUUGAAGUGGACUUCCAAAGCCUGCCUCCCUCUCCACCUCCUGGAGCGGGGGAAGACAGUGCUGAAGGUACCAGUCAGGACCCAGAGAUGCCGGCGGCCAAAAGGCCAAGAAAAUAAAAAGUUAAAAUAAGGUGCUGCUGAGAAGUUCAAGUUUUCCAUGCAUCCAUCCCAUUUUCUACCGCUUGUCCCUUUUGGGGUGGCGGGGGGUCGCUGGCGCCUAUCUCAGCUGCAUUGGGGGCCACUUUUUCAAUAAAAAUGACUAUGCUACAACAAUGUGUUCAAAUGAAUGGUGUAAAAUCAGACUGAAUA